CCCAUCUCUUUUCUUCGCGCCUGUUCCUCCUUCUCUUUUAUGAUUCUUACUGUUCUGCAGUUCUCAUGAUUCUCCCCUUUCCCUACAUGUCAAUCUCAUCCUAAAUAAACAUGGGUGAAGCGGUCUUACCCAGAGAGCAUCUGCUCGUCAUCUACUAUCACAACGUCCCUGAGAGCCUCCCCGGAUACCUCGAGCACAUCUUCCCAGACACGCAGAUCACUAUCUAUCGCUCCGAGCGUGAUGUUCCUGUUCCCAAAGAGCUUUAUCGCCAGGCAACCAUCCUAGCCACCUUCUUCCACGUGCCUGACCCCGAGGACGCAAAGAAUCUGAAGCUAGUUCAUACUACCUCUGCCGGCAUUGACCACCUCCAGCACUUGCCCCUGCUACGGGACACGCAGAUCCCCAUCUCCACCAGCUCCGGGCUCCACGGUCCCCCGAUCGCAGAAUGGACGAUCAUGAACUGGCUGAUUACCUCGCGCGGAUUCCUUAAAACCCAGCAGGCUCAGAAAGAUCAUAUUUGGGAUAGAAAUACUCCCGGCUAUCUGAAUUCCUUGUAUGACCAGGUCGGCAAGCGGGUUGGUAUUCUCGGCUAUGGAAGUAUCGGUAGACAAAUCGCUCGGAUCGCUGUUGCAAUGGGAAUGACCGUCCACGCCUACACAGCCUCCCCGCGCCUGACGCCCGAGUCACGUCGCGAUACAGGCUACAUUGUGCCCGGCACGGGUGAUCCGGACGGCAGUCUGCCUGUCAGCUGGCACCACGGCAGCGAUAAAGAGUCCCUCCACAAGUUUAUUUCCCUGGGACUCGACCAUCUUGUGGUUGCCUUGCCACUCACUCCCCAGACGACUCGCCUGUUGGGUAAGGAGGAAUUCGCCCUGUUGGCCCAGUUUAACAGCAGCACCACUGCCUCUUUGGCCCCCACGGCAAACUCCAAAGCCAAGCCCUUCCUGACCAACAUCUCGCGCGGUCGCGUGCUGGACCAAGACGCCCUAAUCGAAGCCCUGCAGGACGGCACGCUUGGCGGCGCCGCCCUGGACGUUACGGACCCUGAACCCUUGCCCGCUGACUCGAAGCUGUGGGACGCCCCGAACCUGACCAUCAGCCCGCACACAAGCUCGUUGGGGGUGGAAUAUUUCCGCCGCGCCAUGGAUAUUCUUGCUUUGAAUGCCCAGCGGCUGCGCAAGGGUGAGCCUCUGAUCAAUGGGUACAACCGCCAGAGGGGAUACUAGAUCAGUAGUACUCUGACAUAAUACAAUAAUCGUUCAACUACUACUUUGGAGUAUGGACACUCGG
Molecule: messenger RNA, 1290 nt
Organism: Penicilliopsis zonata CBS 506.65
Lineage: Eukaryota; Fungi; Ascomycota; Eurotiomycetes; Eurotiales; Aspergillaceae
Exons: 4
Coding region: 111-1226 (371 amino acids)
Molecular function (GO): NAD binding
Source: RefSeq, a predicted model, not a curated record